AUGAUGAAAAUUCCUGCUUGCGCAUGUCCAUCCUUAAGCAUGGGCGGGACAUAUAAUGCCCUAGCAUCCAUGGCAGGCGGCCGUAUUUUCCCAACUGAUAUUCCGACCACGACGACAAAGCUAAAUACAAUCACUUCAGACUUUCAGCUUGUCCAAAAAAGCAGAGAUGUCAGUAAACUACUGGACUUUUCCGCAGAAGUUUCUUUGAAGAUCGGAACUAACCUUAUUAAUGCGGAUUGGGCAGGCCAGUUCAUAAAGGAAACCAAGAAUGAAGAAGAAAUGAUAAGCGUCAUGGCAGUGAUGAAAUGUACUAAGGUACUGCUUUAUAUGUUAGUUUACCAAUUAAGAAAUAAAUUUGCGACUCUAAACAAUUUUAAAAACACAAAGUUUCUAUGACUACAAGUGGAAAUGCUUGUUCAAGUGACAAUUUUAAGAAGUCGCAGUUACGUUUAUAUGGAAUGUGGAAGAAAACAAGUGAAAGAAUGAUUUGUGAAAAAAAUGUGGAAAUAAACUAAAAGCAAUAAGAAGAAAAAGUAAUAAAGUACUAAACUGAUGUUCACCUAAUGUUUAGCAAAUAGUUCAGGUGCACGAAUAAAGUCAUUUCUUGUGUUCAGUUACGGUCUCUUCAUCUUUAUGCACAGCAUUUCGUGUAAAAUGCACAUUUCCAGUUCGUUAAUUUGGUUGACACACAUUCCAUCUAAACUAUAAGUCAUCGAAACGUUGCUUUCGUCUGACAGCUUAUGAGGCAACCAAACUUCCACAGCAUAAUGUGCACUUCCUGCAUCUAGACAUAAAUUGGUUGACACAAUGACAUAAGUAGACGUCAUUAUGACGUCAUAUUGUUGAAUUUGUUGGCAGAAUCCCGAGUAGCUACACUUACGUCUCAGUUUGUUUUGAUGUUAACAGGGUCAUGAAGGCUUGCAGCCCAGUGUAAUAGAACAUGUACCUACUUAG
Porites evermanni is the source of this 954-nucleotide messenger RNA. The record is from the annotation of a GenBank genome assembly. Lineage: Eukaryota; Metazoa; Cnidaria; Anthozoa; Scleractinia; Poritidae.